This is a messenger RNA of Gongylonema pulchrum, 483 nucleotides long. Lineage: Eukaryota; Metazoa; Nematoda; Chromadorea; Rhabditida; Gongylonematidae. The record is from the annotation of a GenBank genome assembly.
AUGCUGCUGGACAUACUGCCAAAGCAGCUGGAAAGAUUUUCGGUGACUGUAAUUGCAACGGAUUCUGGUUUACCUCCUCUAAGCUCAGAAUGUACAAUAGAUGUCGAAGUUCUGGAUGUAAAUGACAAUCCACCACAUUUCGGCCAGGCUGUGUACAAAGCUGCGGUAAUGGAAAACUUGGAUCCGGGCACCAAGGUUCUGGCGCACGAUCCAGACAGCGAGCAUUUUGGCCGAGUGUCUUAUGAGAUAACCAGUGAUGCGGUUGCAUUCCACAUUGCUGAGGAUGGUUGGAUCACAACCACGGAGAAGCUCGAUCGUGAACUGAAGAGUAGUCAUCGUUUAACCGUAAAAGCGACAGAUGGAGGCACACCGCCGUUGUCGGAUAUCGCUAUUGUGGAAAUUGAGGUGGAGGACCAGAACGAUAACGCGCCUGUUUUCAAACACUGCAAUAUGACUGCUGUCGUACAGGUAUUACUUUUAUAA